AUGAUCCCGAAAGACGCAGACUUCUUCCUCAUCAUCAUUGACAGGAAGAGGUACCAAGUUCGAAAAACCCCAAUCGCGGAUCACCGAGCGCGCGCGUUGCACGGGAGUGCGUGCCGGGUCUAUGAAGCAUGGCUCGUCAAUCACGAUGCCACUCGGCCCAAAGAUACGGAUAUCACAGAUCUGGAGAAGGCUAAGAGGGUGGCAAUCAAAGAAGUUUGGCGGGACGAGCAUCGAGAGCCUGAACGGAAGAUCUACGAUCGGGUAAUGAAGGCAAUCAAGGACAUCGAAAAGAGAAGUCCUGCAGAAUUGAAACUCCCCUCCGGCGAGAAGGCUGAGAACUAUUUCGUCAACAUUAGUAGCGAUGAAGAAGUGACGAUUCUCAAUUAUGGCCCUGAUGAUACAGCACGAAUCAUGGCUGGCAGAGAGCUGCCGGAAGGAACGUGUUGGAUCAAGACGGAUCUUAUUGUGCAGACUGGAACGAACGACAGGUCGGGUGCACUGGAUUGUCCGAGUGCCCAAAACUCCGAAGCGGUCCUUGGCCGAAAGAAACUGUUGCAGACAGCGACGAUCAAGCCGGUUGUGCCGAUUUCGCCGAUUUCGCCCGAGAUCCACCACCGUGUCCAUUAUCGAACCGUGACGGACAACAUUGGGGAACCUUUACAUCACAUUGAGAGGUUAGAUGUCGCAUUCAAAGCGCUGGCUGAUGUCGUUCAGGCGUGCAAAAUGAUGUGCGUUGCCGGAUUCAAUCGUCGGGAUCUUUCUCCAGGCAAUAUCAUCGUCGACAAAAAGGAGGGGCGAGGGCGACUGAGUGAUCUGGAAUUUGCGAAAGAGCAUAUGCGUGACGAAGAUGGGCACCACGCGCGGACUGGAACUCCCGAUUUUAUGGCGAUAGAGCUGAUAAUAGGCGAAUAUCAAUUCCGAGACCUGGAGGACAUAUCUGUUCUCACGAUUUCGAGUCAGAACCGGAUCAUUCCAUUGCGACAUAACGCUGGACACGACCUCGAAUCAAUAUUGUGGAUCGCUAUCUUCCUGUUGUAUAAUUCCCUGGUGAUUGAUGAUGACACGUCAGGCGAGCGAUCGGUAAGGGACGCAUUGUUUGCCCAGGCCUGCCAGCAAAGGACACAUCGGGAACAGCUCUUCGAUGCUGAUCCGCUUCGCCGAGCUACGGUCUUCUAGAGCCGCUUAAACUUCUAUAACAAAUUAUUGGAGCAUUUCAGCAGUCCAAGUGUUCAAGCGGCCAUCCAGCUUGUGGCCGGCAUGCACGCCGACCCGUUUGCGGCGUAUAAGCGUUUUGGAGCCGUUCUAACCCAUGAGGAACGUGGGCGAACACGGAAUACGGACUUCCUCCAGGUGCACGAGUCUUUUGCAAAAGCAUUGAGACAGAUGAGCGAUCUUUUCAAGGGCAAGCAGUGCGAAAGGGUGGAAGAUAUUCUCCGGGCGGAGCGGCACAAGUAAAGACCGUCCGAUGGGAU
Dacryopinax primogenitus is the source of this 1472-nucleotide messenger RNA. RefSeq lists its product as uncharacterized. Bases 1 to 1176 code for a protein of 391 amino acids. NCBI's taxonomy places the organism in Eukaryota, Fungi, Basidiomycota, Dacrymycetes, Dacrymycetales, Dacrymycetaceae. Gene Ontology annotation, molecular function: protein kinase activity; ATP binding. Gene Ontology annotation, biological process: protein phosphorylation. The record is from RefSeq and is a predicted model, not a curated record. The transcript is spliced from 3 exons.